CUCUUUUACAGUUUGCUGCAUUGUGCUGAAGCUAUAAAUGUUUAUUCAGUGAAAAGCAUUUGUCGUUGUCGGAACAUUUUUGAGGAAAAAAAGUGAAGAAAAAAAUAUUUGUGAACACAAAAUGGAUAUAAAAUCCUUUUUAUAUUCUUAUUGCGCCAAGAAUUCAACCGAACCAAAGUUCGAUGUGCGCCUAACGGGUCCUAAGCAUCGUCAACGCUUCUUGUGUGAGGUGCGUGUGGAAAAUUGCAAUUAUGUAGCUGUGGGCAAUUCAACCAAUAAAAAAGACUCGGAGAAGAAUGCAUCGCGUGAUUUUGUCAACUAUUUGGUUCGCGUUGGCAAACUCAAUGUUAAUGAUGUGCCAGCAGAUCUCAAAACGCCUGCUGGCAAUACUAGUCAGGGUGCCAGCUCUGCUGCCGGACCGACAGGCCCACAACGCCGCGUGUUUAGUGACAGCUCUGGUCCGCAGGACUUGGGUGAAGCCUAUCGUCCCUUGAAUAUGCAUGGUGGUGAUCGCAAGCGCUUGAAUCUAUUUGACCACAUGCAAGAUCAAAAGGAUAUGAACGAUGCCGAGUCUAUAGAUGUAAAUGCAGCCAUACAUGGCAACUGGACUAUAGAGAAUGCCAAGGACCGUUUAAAUAUAUACAAACAAACAAAUAGUAUACGCGAUGAUUACAAGUACCAGCCUGUUGGCCCAGAUCAUGCUAGGAGCUUCAUGGCGGAGCUGUCCAUCUAUGUGCCGGCUUUAAAGCGUCGCGUUACUGCACGCGAAACAGGCUCAAACAAGAAGGCAGCCAGCAAAAGUUGUGCCUUAUCUUUGGUGCGCCAAUUGUAUCAUUUGAAGGUCAUCGAAGCCUUUAACGGCACACUCAAAAAGAAGCGGGAUGAGGACUUGAAGCCCUAUCCUGUUAGGAUAGACCAGAAGCUUGUGGAUGAAGUUGAUGAUGUUAUACGCGCGCUGGAUUUGCCUGUGGUUAAUCCACGCAACAUUAAAGUGGAGCCAGAUGGCGUGCCCAUGUCAUUGAUUGUUAACCAGCAGCGCUUCGGCGAUUUCACCCAGGACGUACGCUUAUGUCCUGAGGCCAUUGAUGUUAUUCCUUGGGCACCGCCGCAACCAAAUUGGAAUGCCUGGCACGCUUGCAAUAUUGACGAAGGCGAGCUGGCCAAUGUCACCAUUGAUGAACUGUCUAUUGAAUAUGAGCGCCAGCUAUGCGAUCGGCGCCAGAACAGCUUGGAGUAUCGCCAGUUUUUGGAAUUUCGCAAUAAGUUACCCAUUGCUGAUAUGCGUAAAGAGAUUAUGAACACCAUCAAUGAGAAUUCGGUGGUUAUAAUACGCGGCAACACAGGCUGCGGCAAGACCACACAAAUAGCACAAUAUAUACUCGAUGAUUAUAUAACCUCGGGCCAAGGAGGUUACGCUAAUAUUUAUAUAACUCAACCGCGUCGUAUUUCGGCCAUUUCAGUAGCAGAGCGCGUAGCGCGUGAGCGUUGCGAGCAGCUGGGCGAUUCAGUGGGCUACACUGUGCGCUUUGAGUCUAUUAUGCCACGCCCAUAUGGCUCCAUUCUCUUCUGCACCGUGGGCGUGUUGCUGCGCAAACUGGAGCAUGGACUGCGUGGCAUUUCUCACAUUAUUGUGGACGAAAUACACGAACGCGAUGUCAACAGCGAUUUCUUAUUGGUCAUCUUGCGUGACAUGGUGGCCACCUAUCCGGAGCUGCAUGUUAUACUUAUGUCGGCCACCAUUGAUACUACGCUCUUUUCGAAAUACUUUAACGACUGUCCUGUGAUUGAAGUGCCUGGACGCGCCUUUCCGGUGCAGCAGUUUUUCCUGGAGGAUAUUAUACAAAUGACACACUUUGUGCCUUCGGCGGAGUCGUGUCGCAAGCGCAAGGAGGAGCUGGAGGAGCGUAUGCUGCUAAGCGAUAAAGACAAGGAGGAACUGGAGGCUAACUUGAAUAAGCAAUGCGAGGAUAAGUACACGUUGCAGACACGCAAUGCCAUGGCCAUGUUAUCCGAGGCGGAUGUAAGCUUUGAGCUGCUCGAGACACUGCUGCUGCAUAUCAAGUCCAAGAAUAUAGCCGGUGCCAUCCUGGUCUUUCUGCCCGGUUGGAAUUUGAUCUUUGCACUGAUGAAGUACUUGCAAGGCUCAAGUAACUUUGGCAAUUCGCGGCAUGUGAUCUUACCUUGCCACUCGCAAAUACCACGAGAUGAGCAGCGCAAGGUGUUUGAGCCUGUGCCCGAUGGUGUCACCAAGAUUAUAUUGUCCACCAAUAUAGCUGAGACUUCGAUAACCAUUGACGACAUUGUCUUUGUCAUUGACGUAUGCAAGGCGCGCAUGAAGCUGUUCACUUCGCAUAAUAAUCUCACCAGCUAUGCUACCGUCUGGGCAAGCAAAACCAAUCUGGAGCAGCGCAAGGGACGCGCUGGACGCGUGCGUCCAGGUUUCUGUUUUACUUUAUGCUCACGCGCACGCUUUGCUCAGCUGGAGGAGUGCCUUACGCCAGAAAUGUUCCGCACACCGCUUCAUGAGCUGGCAUUGACCAUCAAACUGUUGCGUCUGGGCCCCAUUCAUCAUUUUCUGUCCAAGGCACUGGAACCGCCGCCAGUGGAUGCUGUGAUUGAGGCUGAGGUGCUGCUGCGUGAUAUGCGCGCCCUGGAUUCGCAUGAUGAGCUGACGCCGCUGGGUAAACUGCUGGCGCGCUUGCCCAUUGAGCCGCGUCUGGGCAAGAUGCUGGUGCUGGGCACAGUGUUUGGCAUCGCUGAUCUUAUGGCCAGCUUCGCUAGCUACUCGAGCACCUUUUCGGAGGUGUUUACCUUGGACAUUGGCCAGCGACGUUUGGCGCAUCAUCAAAAGGCUUUGGCCGGUGGCAAGUGCUCCGAUCAUGUGGCUAUGAUUGUAGCCACAGAGCUUUGGAACCGCGCCAGGCAGCGUGGCGAAUUUGAUGAGGCGCGUUUCUGUGAAUGGAAGGGUCUGCAGCAGUCCACCAUGAAUAUUAUGCACGAUGCUAAGGCGCAGCUGCUGGAACUGCUCAAUCAAGCGGGUUUUCCGCAGGAGUGCAUGAUACCGCAUCAAGUGAAUACCCAUGACGAGGAUCCAGUGCUGGAUAUGGCACUUGCUUUGCUCUGCCUGGGACUCUAUCCCAAUAUAUGUGUGCACAAGGAGAAGCGCAAGGUGCUGACCACCGAGUCCAGGGCAGCGUUGCUGCACAAGACUUCGGUGAACUGCAGCAAUCUGGGCGUCACUUUUCCCUAUCCCUUCUUUGUCUUUGGCGAGAAAAUACGCACACGCGCCGUUUCUUGCAAGCAAAUGACUAUGGUCGCUCCACUGCAGAUUAUGCUAUUUGGCUCGCGCAAGAUUGAUCUGGCACCCAACAAUAUAGUGCGUGUGGACAAUUGGCUAACCUUUGAAAUGGAUCCGGAGCAUGCAGCCAAGCUGGGUGCGCUUAAGCCCGCAAUGGAGGAGCUGAUAACGAUGGCUUGCGAUAAUCCUGGCAAUGUGCUGAAGCUUGAGGAGCCCUACGUCAAGCUGGUGCAGGUGGUUCGAAAGCUGUGUAUUCAGUCAGCGGGUGACUAUCAGCUGUCGCGCAAUAGCGGCGUAUUCCCGCACUUGCAGCGAGGUGAAGUUGUUGGUGCUCCACCACCGGUCAAGCGCCCACGCUACGAUGGAUUCGGAGGAGCCAGCAGCAGCAGCAGCAGCUUUAAUAAUGAUGUAUUCGGAGUAAGCAGCUUUAGAAAUGAUGUAUUUGGAGGAGGCGGCGGCGGCGGCAACUUUGGCAAUGAUGGAUACGAAAGAGGCAGCAGCAAAUUUGGUAAUGAUGGAUUCGGAAGAGGCAUCGGGAAAUUUGAAAAUGAUGGAUUCGGUGGAGGCGGCAGCAACUUUGGCAUUGAUACCGGCAGCUUUACUGUAGGCAACUUUGAUAACCGCAGCUUUGGUCAAGGUAACUUUGGCAAUGAUGGCGACAGCUUUAAUCGAGGUAACUUUGGCAAUGACAGCGACAGCUUUAAUCGAGGUAACUUUGGCAAUGAUGGCGGCAGAUUUAAUCGAGGAAACUUUGGAAAUGGCGGAGGCGGGGGCUAUGAUAAUCGAGGACCACGCAACAAUUAUAACGGAGGCGGCGGAGGUGGCGGCAGCUGGGGUCGCUUUUCAAAUCGACGCAGUAAUCGCUUUUAAUAUUUAUUAUAUUAUAGGCAAUAUACAUGUAGCUCCUUAACAAAGAACAAAUAAAGGGUUUUUUAUACAAACAUA
Molecule: messenger RNA, 4243 nt
Organism: Drosophila busckii
Lineage: Eukaryota; Metazoa; Arthropoda; Insecta; Diptera; Drosophilidae
Gene: mle
Product: dosage compensation regulator
Exons: 5
Coding region: 122-4168 (1348 amino acids)
Biological process (GO): regulation of mRNA processing; positive regulation of transcription by RNA polymerase II
Cellular component (GO): intracellular anatomical structure; ribonucleoprotein complex; nucleolus
Molecular function (GO): double-stranded RNA binding; 3'-5' DNA helicase activity; ATP binding
Source: RefSeq, a predicted model, not a curated record